Messenger RNA from Hypomesus transpacificus, 11085 nucleotides. RefSeq names its product myosin XVIIIAb (gene myo18ab). NCBI's taxonomy places the organism in Eukaryota, Metazoa, Chordata, Actinopteri, Osmeriformes, Osmeridae. Gene Ontology annotation, cellular component: myosin complex. The record is from RefSeq and is a predicted model, not a curated record. Gene Ontology annotation, molecular function: protein binding; cytoskeletal motor activity; ATP binding. The transcript has 49 exons. Bases 290 to 8560 code for a protein of 2756 amino acids.
ACUCACCCGCGAAAGGAUGCAGGUUUCCACAAGCUCCAAUACUCACAGAAACCUCUGGAACCAGAGUUGUUCAUCUCUCCAGCAUCAACAAGCAGCCAUUCCUCUUCUUCUGGUUUUAAGGAAGAACCAGCGAUUUCUGCGACUCAUCCACCCAUCUGUCUCCCCAUCCAUCCGUUUGUGAAGCACUUCUCUGUCUGUUCCACCUUCCCCCGAGCCCCCCCCCCCCCCUCUCCCUGUCUCUGAACCACCCCCCUCACCCAGCUCAGCCCAUGACAGGAGAGAAGCCAGCAUGGCAUUCUCAUCACGCUUUUCCUUCUGGGAGCAAAAGGUUAAAGAAGAUGCCAAGCCUGGUGCCAAGAGUUCAAAUGGGGGUUCAGACAGCGAUGGAAGCAUGAGUAGCCGAGCUCAGUCUGUUUCCUGUCUGGACCCCGGCAAGGGCUUGUUCCGUGCCAAAAGCCCACAACCGCUGGCUCCCGCACAGCCCAGCUCACGGGUUCACAGCCCAUCACCACCCAGGGUCCGCUCACCUGUCAAGGUGCCCGAACGCUUCAAAAGCCUGGAGCCCGAGUUGAGGAUGCUCGAGAGGCAUAAGAGUCCUGAAACGCCCCGAGCUCCCAUGAGCCCAGAGCCGGUGCUGAACGGCGAAAGCAAACAAAACGGGGCAGUGAACGGUAGUGCCGUCAACGGCAGUGCUAACGGAAAUGUCAAGCCUCCGGGCGCCAGCAUCAGCCAGCCGGACCUUACAGAUGACCAAGGUCUUAUCCGCAAGAAGGUGGUAAAGGUGGUACGCCGUGUGGUGAGAAAGGUGCUGCCUACAGAGGAAGAGGAUGCCAGGCGUCCCACUGGGCACGCCCAAAUACCAAGCAGCAAAACGCUUACGGAACCACCGAAACCGGCUGCAGCACUAGCUUCAGUACCCAAGGGCCCCAAAGUUCCCUCGUUCUCCUUCAAGCAUGACAGCAUCAAGACGGAGGACAAAGACGACAUAUCGGCAGGCUUGACGAGCCUCAUGGGGCGCGGGAGGACCAGGGAGCCCCGCCCUCGCACACGCAAGGACGAGCCGCCUGAAAAAGCUGAGCAGGUGGAGAAGAAAGAGAAGGAGGAUGUAAAAGACAGCCCAAAGAUCUCUGAGGUGAAGCCUGAGCUGAAGGAGGCAGAGCCCGUCUUGAAGCGGGAGGCUCCAGUUUCUUCUGUCCCUGCUUCAGCUGCUACUAUUGCCCCUCCCUUAUCAUCGCCUGCAGGUUUCAUCCCAGCCCCCAAAUCCUCCCCCCUCUCCCCUCCUGUAGGUUUUGUACCAGCACCCAAAUCCUCACCCCUCUCCCCACCUGUAGGUUUUGUACCAGCACCCAAAUCCUCACCCCUCUCCCCCCCUGUAGGUUUUGUGCCACCUCCCAAAUCCUCACCCAUAUCCCCAUCUGCGGGUUCUGAACCAGCCCCGAAAACCUCACCCCUGUCUGCUCCUGCAGGUUUUGUCCCCCCUACAAAUGCAGCCCCCCUCUCUCCUCCUAAAGGUUUUGUACCAACCCUCAAAUCCUCUAUAGCCACACCUUCCUCAAGCUCAACUCCGUCACCUAAAUCUUCUACUGUCAUCCCUCCAAGUUCCACCCCAGUCCCCAAAUCCUUAGCACCCUCACUGCCAGCAGGUCCUCCAAAAUCCACACCCAUCUCCCCUCCCACUGGCUUUGUCCCCCCCCCUCCCAAGACGGACCCUUUUGCUCCCCCACCUGGAUUUAUUCCCGCUCCUAAACAACUUUCUGUGACGAAAACGGAGGUUAAGGCACCCUCUGGCCUCUUCUCUGAGAAAGGUCCGUCUGUGAACAUUUCUUCCAAGAGCACCCCCACUGUAAUCAAAAUGGAGGAGCCGCUCAGUCCCACUGAAGAGGCUCAGAGACGCCUGGAGAGGAUCUUCACCGCUCCUCUGGAGCUUGUGGUUACUGCCCCAGUCCUCACAUCUCAGGCCCCGGCCUCGGCCUCGGCCUCCUCAGACCCUCCUCAGGGACAGGUGGAUGAGGACCCCGUGGCCAUCUUGCAGGCGUCUCACGCCGCCGCCCAACAACCCAAGGUGAAGACCGAGGAGCAGAUUGCAGCGGAGCAGGCAUGGUACGGCUCAGAGAAAGUGUGGCUGGUUCACAAGGAUGGCUUCUCCCUGGCAACUCUGGUGAAGACAGAGCCCGGAGCGCUGCCCGAGGGGAAGGUGAAGAUCCGACUGGAACAUGACGGGACAGUACUGGACGUGGACGAGGACGAUGUGGAGAAGGCCAACCCUCCGUCGUACGACCGCUCCGAGGACCUGGCCUCGCUGCUGUACCUGAACGAGGCCAGUGUGAUGCACUCCCUGCGCCAGCGCUAUGGGGGCAACCUCAUCCACACGCACGCCGGGCCCAACAUAGUGAUCAUCAACCCCCUCAGCGCCCCUUCUAUGUACUCGGAGAAGGUGAUGCACAUGUUCAAGGGCUGCAGGCGUGAGGACACAGCGCCUCACAUCUACGCUGUGGCCCAGUCGGCCUAUAGGAACCUGCUCACCACACGGCAGGACCAGUCCAUCGUCCUGCUGGGCAAGAGUGGCAGUGGCAAGACCACCAACUGCCAGCACCUGGUCCAGUACCUGGUGUCCAUCGCCGGCAGCACCGGCAAGAUUUUCUCUGCGGAGAAGUGGCAGGCUGUCUACACUCUCCUGGAGGCCUUUGGGAAUAGUGCCACCUCCAUGAACGCCAACGCUAGUCGCUUCUCCCAGAUCGUCUCUCUGGACUUUGACCAGGCUGGACAGGUGGCCUCCGCCUCCAUCCAGACCAUGCUGCUGGAGAAGCUGAGAGUGACCAAGCGGCCAGAGGCAGAGUCCACCUUUAACGUCUUUUACUACAUGAUGGCUGGAGCCGACAGCACCCUCAGGACGGAGCUGCACUUUAACCACUUUGCAGAGAACAGCGCAUUUGGAAUAGUCCCUCAGUCAAAGCCUGAAGAUAAACAGAAGGCUGCCCAGCAGUUCACCAAGCUGCAGGCGGCCAUGAAGGUGCUGGGUAUUUCUGCCGAGGAGCAGAAGGCUCUCUGGCUCAUUCUGGGGGCCAUAUAUCACCUGGGGGCUGCGGGGGCCACUAAAGAGGCCGACGAAGCUGGCCGGAAGCAGUUUGCCCGUCAUGAGUGGGCCCAGAAAGCAGCCUACCUGCUGGGCUGCACCCUGGAGGAGCUGUCCUCUUCCAUCUUCAAGCACCAGGCUAAGGGGGCGCUGCAGAGAUCCACCUCCUUCCGCCAGGGGCCCGACGAUGCAGGGAGCGGAGACAGCUCAGGUUCAAAGAUCACAGCUCUAGAGUGUCUCGAGGCCAUGGCGUCAGGCCUGUACUCUGAGCUCUUUACACUGGUCAUCUCCCUCGUCAACAGAGCUCUCAAAUCCAAUCAACACUCCCUGUGCUCUCUGCUCAUCGUGGACACGCCGGGCUUCCAGAACCCCCGCAUGGCCAAGCGCCAGCGAGGCGCCACCUUUGAGGAACUGUGCCACAACUACGCCCAGGAGAGGCUGCAGACGCUGUUCCACGAGCGCACCUUUGUCCAGGAGCUGGAGAGAUACAAGGAGGAGAAUAUAGAACUUGCAUUAGAUGACAUAGAGUCCAGUACCUCACUGUCUGUAGCUGCUAUUGACCAAGCCUCCACCCAAACCCUGGGUUACCAGGUGCGGACCCUGGCCCGCACCGAUGAGGCGCGGGGGCUGCUCUGGCUGAUGGAGGAGGAGGCUGUGCAGCCCGGGGGCACAGAAGACACCCUGCUGGAGAGACUCUUCAGCUACUACGGCCCCACGCAGGGAGACAACAAGGGACACACUCUGCUCCUGAAGAGCGAGAAGCCGCAUCACUUCCUGCUGGGCCACAGCCACGGGACGGACUGGGUGGAGUACGACGCGCAGGGCUGGUUGAGCCACGCCAAGCAGAACCCUGCUUCCCAGAACGCUGCCACUCUCCUGCAAGACUCCCAGAAGAAGAACAUCAGCGGCCUGUUCGUGGGUCGUGGCGGGGGGGCCACUGUGCUGUCAGGCUCCAUCGCGGGGCUGGAGGGGGGCUCCCAGCUGGCACUGCGUCGCGCCACUAGCAUGAGGAAGACCUUCACCACGGGCAUGGCCGCUGUCAAGAAGAAGAACCUCUGCAUUCAGAUCAAGUUGCAAGUGGACGCUCUGAUUGACACUGUUCGGCGGUCCAGGGUCCACUUCGUCCACUGCCUUCUGCCCAAGGUGGAGGCGGUGGGGCUGGCCGGCGAGCCCAGGGUGGCCCACGGCGAGAGCUGUGACUCGGGCCUCAUGCAGCUGGACGUGGGCCUCCUCCGGGCUCAGCUCCGUGGUUCCAAGCUGCUCGACGCCCUGCGCAUCUACAGACAAGGUUACCCUGAUCACAUGGUCUUCUCAGAGUUUCGCCGGCGCUUCGACGUGCUGGCACCCCACCUGACCAAGAAGCACGGCCGCAACUACAUUGUCAUGGACGAGAAGAGGGCUGUGGAGGAGCUGUUGGAAUCACUGGAACUGGAGAAAAGUAGUUUCCACAUGGGCCUUAGCAGAGUGUUCUUGAGAGCGGGCACCCUGGCCAAGCUGGAGGAGCAGAGGGAUGUCCAGACCAGAAGAAACUUCACCCUCUUCCAGGCCUCCUGCAGAGGAUACCUGGCCAGACAGGCCUUCAAGAAGAGAAAGAUUCAGGACCUGGCCAUUCGCUGCAUCCAGAAGAACAUCCAGAAGAACCGCGGGGUGAAGGGCUGGCCCUGGUGGAAGCUCUUCACCACUGUGCGGCCACUCAUUGAGGUGCAACUCACCGAGGAACAGAUCCGUGGCAAGGAUGAGGAGAUCCAGUCCCUGAAGGCGAGGCUGGAGAAGGUGGAGAAGGAGAGGAACGAGCUGAGACUCGGCAGCGAUCGCCUGGAAGGCAGGAUCACAGAGUUGUCGUCGGAGCUUGCAGACGAGAGGAACACCGGAGAGUCUGCCUCCCAGCUGCUGGAGUCCGAGACCUCCGAAAGACUGAAACUGGAGAAAGAGAUGAAGGACCUUCAGACAAAGUUUGACUCAAUGAAGAAGCAGAUGGAGUCCAUGGAGAUGGAGGUAAUGGAGGCACGACUCCUCAGAGCCUCUGAGCUGAAUGGCGAGUUGGACGAGGAUGACACAGGGGGAGAGUGGAGGUUGAAGUACGAACGGGCCAUCAGAGAGAUUGAGUUCACCAAGAAGAGACUCCAGCAGGAGUUUGAUGACAAACUGGAGGUGGAGCAGCAGAACAAACGACAGCUGGAGAGGAGGCUAAGUGACCUCCAAGCAGACAAUGAGGAAGUGCAGCGGACGGCACAGCAGCUGAAAAAGAAGUGCCAGCGCCUGACGGCAGAGUUGCAGGACACCAAGCUGCACCUGGAGGGCCAGCAGAGCCGCAACCACGACCUGGAGAAGAAGCAGAGGAAGUUUGACUUGGAGCAAAGCCAGUCCCAGGAAGAGGUGCAGAGAGAGAGGACCCAGAGGGAGAAGCUGAGUCGGGAGAAGGACAUGCUGAUUGGAGAGGCCUUCAGCCUGCGACAGCAACUAGAGGACAAGGACCUGGAGAUGUGUGCUCAGAACUUGAAGCUGGAACAGCUGGACGCAGAGUUGCAGGACCUGUCCUCCCAGGAGACCAAGGACGAGGCAUCACUUUCCAAGGUCAAAAAGCAGCUCCGUGACCUUGAGGCUAAGGUUAAAGACCAGGAGGAGGAACUUGACGAGCAGGCUGGAACCAUCCAGAUGCUGGAGCAGGCUAAGCUGCGUCUGGAGAUGGAGACUGAGAGACUCCGGCAGACCCACUCCAAGGAGAGCGAGAGCAAAGACGAGGAGGUGGAGGAGAUCAGGCAGUCCUGCAGCAAGAAGCUCAAGCAAAUAGAGGUCCAGUUGGAGGAAGAGUAUGAUGACAAGCAGAAGGUCCUGAGAGAGAGAAGGGACCUGGAGGCCAAGCUCCUCCUGGCUCAGGACCAGGUGUGCCACAGAGACGUGGACACUGAGAAACGCCUGAGGAAGGACCUGAAGCGCACCAAGGCCCUGCUGGCUGACGCCCAGAUCAUGCUGGACCACAUGAAAAACAACGCCCCCAGCAAGAGAGAGAUCGCCCAGCUCAAAAACCAGCUGGAGGAGUCUGAGUUCACAUGCGCAGCUGCAGUCAAGGCCCGGAAGUCCAUGGAGGUGGAGAUUGAAGACCUGCAUGUACAGAUGGAUGACAUCUCCAAAGCCAAACAGGCUCUGGAGGAACAGUUGAGCAGGCUGCAGAGGGAGAAGAACGACCUGCAAUCUCGUAUGGAGGAGGACCAGGAAGACAUGAAUGAGCUGAUGAAGAAGCAUAAGUCAGCUGUUGCCCAGUCCACCCAGAACCUGGCCCAGAUCAGCGACCUGCAGGCCCAGCUUGAGGAGGCCCUCAAGGAGAAACAGGAGAUCCAAGAGAAGCUCCAGGCCAUACAGAGCCAGCUGGAGUUCCAGGAACAGUCGAUGGUGGAGAAGUCCUUGGUCAGCCGGCAGGAGGCCAAGAUCCGUGAAAUGGAGACCAAGCUGGAGUUUGAGAAGACACAGGUCAAACGUCUGGAGACCCUGGUAGCACGCCUGAAGGAGAACCUUGAAAAGCUGACAGAAGAACGCGACCACCGCAGCACCAGCGAGAACCGAGAGAAGGAGCAGAAUAAGCGUCUUCAGAGGCAGAUCCGGGACAUCAAAGAGGAGAUGGGAGAGCUGGCCAAGAAGGAGGCUGAAGCUAGCCGCAAGAAACAUGAGCUGGAAAUGGAUAUAGAAAGUUUGGAGGCAGCCAAUCAGAGUCUGCAGGCGGAUCUCAAGUUGGCUUUUAAAAGGAUUGGUGACCUUCAAGCUGCCAUUGAAGAUGAGAUGGAGAGCGACGACAAUGAAGACCUCAUUAACAGUUUACAAGACAUGGUGACAAAGUAUCAGAAACGAAAGAACAGAACUGAGGGUGAGUCAGACACAGACUCAGAGGUCGAGGGCCGUGUGGAUGGGGUGAAGUCCUGGCUGUCCAAGAACAAGGGGUCUGCCAAGAACCUCUCAGAUGACGGCAGCCUCAAGAGCUCCAGAUUUGCUGUAAACGUAGACGCAAAGGAAGGGAAAGAGUGGAAAGAGGGUAAGGAAUGGAAAGAGGCUAAUAAAGAGGGCAAAGAGGUAGAGCAGGGCAGGCCUGUGUCUGUGAUGAGUUCCCUGAGCUACAGGAAGCGCACCAACCUCAAGGAUUCUAUUGGAGGCCAGGGGGAUGACAGUUCCCUUUUCAGCACCCUGAAGGACAACUCCAACCCCCAGGAGCCCCUCUCCUCUUUCCGCAAGGCCAAGCCCAAGGCUUCGGACCCCCAUGAUGACUCAUACUCUGUCAGUUCCUGGAGGAAGUCACAGGCCGGAGAGGACAUGGAUGAUAGUGGUUCGGUCAUUUCCCAGGCAUACUCCGAGGCCACUAGCCGAGCCAGAAAAGGUCUGGAGAGCCGCUGGGGCGAUUUUGAUAAGGAGUCCUGCGUGUCUUCCAUCCCGCCCAGCAGGGUGUCCACGCGUCGCGGCCUCAGCCCAGACGACGACGCCAAGUCCACCUUCAGCCUCCGUCUCUCCAGCCCUCUAGGGCGCCAUCGAAGCGCCUCGCGCUUGGACAAGGGGCGCGGUGGUGGCGAGUCAUACACACGCAGCCCCAGCAGUCCCUGUCUAAGCAGGCGUUCGGGGGGCCGCAGCCCCGGCAGCGUGAGCCGUGUGGGGUCUCGCAUGUCGCAAAGCUGCCGCCUCAGCGAGUUUGACGACAUGGACGACAGCCGGAGCAUGGCCUUCAGCGAACGGUCCUCAGCAGUUUACAGUCCACACUCCUCGACCGGCCGCAGCCUCUCCAUGCCUCCUCCCCGCGCUCGCUCCUCAGCCGGGGCCGGCGAACUACUGGACACCUCCGACGUGAAGCCUGUCAGCCACCGCAACUACCUGGACCCGGACCUGGAGAAGGCCAUCAAUGAGGUGCUGAGCUUCAAGCCCAUCAAGUUCAAACGGACCAGCCUGGAAGACUCAGAGGGGGAAGUAGAGAAAGCUGCAGAUGAUGAUGAUGAUGACGAGCGCAAGAGCGUGCGCAAUACCGACAGCGGGCGUGGCGGCAGCAGCCUCCGACGCUCUGCGUCCGCCCUCGACUGCCGUCCCUCCAGCAGCAUGAGCAGCCGCAGUCGCAGCAGCAGCAGGAAGAAAGGUAAGAGCAAGAAGAAGAAGAGGAGCCACAGUUCUGAGUCAGACAGCUCAGACGAUGGCCGCCGCAAAAGGAGCAGCUCUAAGAAGAAGGGCAAGAAGUCCAGGAAGAAGUCCAGGAAGAGGGACGAGACCUCUUCGUCAUCCUCCUCUUCCACCAACUCUGACUCGGAGUCUGGAUCGAGCUCUGGAGCUUCCACUAUCUCCUAUAAGAGCACCAACAGUGUUAAGAGAGCCCCAGGUCGUCAGGCAUCAAGCCCAGAGGGGGAGGGGGAGGUCGGGCUGCCAACCGAAGGGCAACCCCCUAACAAGAAGGAGGAGAAGAAGAGAAAGAAGAAAGUAGACAACCUGAUGAUGAAGUACCUGUACAGAGCCGACAGUGACUGAGGCACGCAUCCACCUAGCAGAAGACGCUUCUGUCAAGACAGAUCUGACGAAGAAGAGAAAGAAGAAAAAGAAGGCGGGGCAUCUCGUGUGGGGUACCGUUCCCGUUACACACGCGGCAGCUAUCUAAACAACAGCGAUGACGAGGACAAGCCUUCAGAGACUACAGCGUAGUUGCACACAUACUAUAGCCCCUAGUGCUCUCCCAAUGUAACUCGCUACGUUUUCACAGUAAUUGGCCUUGCAUGUGGAGAUGAAUGAAUCCAACUCGCUGUGCUGUGAUCACAGUCAAACAGUCACACACCACACACCCAUACAAACUAACCAAUACACAUGCACACCCUUACAUCCAUUUUACCGUACUUCUUCAAUAAAGUAUUGACACUAUUAUAAUUGAACCUGUUACCAAUACUCUUCCACAAAGUUUGCUAUGCUGAGCUCCUCAAUGGGUUUGAGUGCCAUAUUGCAUCAAUUGUUUCAACACUGAUGCCUUCUCCCGCUUUACACUCCAGUACUCUUCGUCUUUCAGCUCUGAAGUAACAUUUCAAUGGUCUCCUCCAUUUGAACACCAUUGGUAAUGACUUGUCUGAUGGCUGCAUGCAGAAAGUCUUCUUGGUAUAGGCCUCUCUUUCUCUCACUCUCUUUUUCUUGCCAUUGUGGUUGUACCUGAGCCAAAGAACUGAGGGUUCCCCUGUGUUUAGUUUUUUGGGUUGUUUUUCGAAGCAUAAGAUUACAAAAAAAACAAACGAAAAAAGUACCAAAAAAAGCCUUUGUUGCAAGUAUGUGCUGUAUAUGCUCACUCCUGGUAAAAAGCCUAUAUUUUUGGGGACAAAUGCCAUUGAUUUAAGUCGUCCUCAACAGCUGGCUUCCUCAACAGCUGUGUUUGGAGCCCUGUUGUUUUGCAGCUAUACCACACACUUAAUACUAUAUGCUAAGUUUAUAUAUAUUUUUUUUUUUAAUGGAUUUAGCUUUUAAAUUUUUGGAAAGGGGUAAGAAGAGACGAGGCAGCCUUACUAACUGCUCAAUGAUAAAAGUUGAUUUUUUUUUUUUCUUCAAAAGGACUGCUUGAGAAGUAUAAUGUGUUUGGAUAGUGCCACUGUAAAUGUAAAGUAAAAAAAAAGAAGGCAUUUCCGAGGUUUGAGCUUGCCCUAGAGAAAUGCCUUGUCUGAUCAUUUUUUUCCAACUUGAAUUGAUGAAGUAUAAUACUUUGCUCAAAUACUUUGAAGAUAAAGAGUCUUUGGCUCAGCAGUUUUUUCACAGUCUUUCUAGUUGUUAUCUUUUUUUCUGCUUUUCCCCCCCACUUGAUGCACUCUGGUAUCCAAAGGGAAUGUGGUAUACUUGACACUAGGCACCAACCUGCAACCUGUUUGAUCAUUUCUAACUCCUAACUGCACCUUUUCACUGACAAGGCAAUAGGGUAUCAUUAGCCUGGUUUUAAAGGUCUUCUGGUAAUGACAUCACCCCCUUAACUGGAAACACUCUCAAUAAUGAGCAUUUCAUUUGCGUCUUUCAUGAUACCCCAAAGACGCUUAUCGUAAAAUCAUAAUACUGGAUAUCUGCUACUAAACUGAUACUAUGAAAUUAUUUUCAGUGUCUAGACUAUUUGUGCAGGAUUCAUCAGUGUUUUAGUCCAACCCUCAGCAUAGGAGGAUGAUUUAACAAAAGGGGAUUCAAAUAAACCAUGCUUUUAUGAUUGCUUAGUGAUUGAUUAAACUAUUUGGCGCACACUCUAGUAUUUAUGAAUUAGCAAUUAAUAAAUUGAUUUGGCUUGCCGAAGUCCUUAUUAUCUCUACGUGCUGUUUAGGUCUUCGAGUAUUUUGUUGAAGGGAGAAGUUUGGUCAGAUUGUAAAUGCUUUUUAUAGACACACGCGUCUAUCGCUCCACAUAUUCUCUAUGCAGUCACAUACCGUUAUUUUAAAGGAGUUUAUGAGCUUGUCAACUCUCAGGUUUCUAACUAAUUGAAACACCUGUCAAAAUAAACAAUUAACAAAAAAUGUCAUGUGCAAACAUUACAUGCUGACUGUACACAUUCAUAUUUAUAUAUAAAUAUCUUUAUGAUUCAUGCUAGCUUUCAAAAUAGUUCAUGUUUAUUUUCGUUAUUAAACAAAUGACCCUUUGUUAUAAGUAAUAAUUUUGCAUUACAGUUUAAUAUAUUGUAAAUAAAUGAUGGUGAUUGUUUUAAAAUGCCUCCAAACCUCAGUUUUAUUGUGUGGGUGUUCUCAUUAUUAUAUCAACUGAGGUGUUAAUAAGCAUUCUCUAUGGGAAUUUUCAUGCUUUUAUUUUCUAGACCUGCAAUGUGCAUAUUAGUAGUCGUAUUACCCGUAAACAUUGCUGGAGGGCUUGCAGCUGAUGAAAAGAAAUGUAACGACUUCUGUUGUCUUCUGAUGCAUACACUUUGAUGUUUUCACUAGCUUGGAAAAAUUGUGAAAGGUACACCUGACUCUGACUUUAAGCUCUUCCCAGUAUCAACAUGAGUUCCUCAUCAACAUUAUCUUUGUCUUGUUCUCAAAUAAACACUCUCUGACAAC